UCAUUUCACUUUUCACUGUUUGCGUUUAUCAGCGUAGAUUAGGAUAUUAAUGUCAACAAAUUAUUUAACUGGCAGUUUAUAUUUAAUAAAAACGCUACUUUAAUUUAAAGAAUGUAAUUUUUAAUUACUUAUUUAUUGAACUUUUAAUUUAUUUUUUAACUACAGAGAUUUUAUUAAAGGAUAAUUUGACUGUAAUUAUGGCUGAGGAUCAAAAAGAAAGUAAAAAAGAAAUGGAAUGUGAGGAAAAUUUGCCGGCAGUAGUUGCUAGUAUGGAAAGCUUGAGUGUUGACGCAAGCUCAGCUCGAUAUUCUUUAAGGACUCGAGGUUCAUCUAAUCCACCAGCACCAACUCCAGGACUUAAUAGAAGAUGCAAUUCACGGCCAAAAAAACGCUCAUACUCAACUUCCGAAACAGACGCCCAACGUAAAGCGUACUACUUGGAUAAGAAUAUAAAAAACCUGACUCACAACACCCUAGAGACCAUAUACGAGGAGUAUGAUUCGAUGAGUUCAAAAAAAUUCAAGCGACUCAUCGACUUCACCACAAAGGCUGCUAAAUUAGCUAAAGUUAACAAAAGAACCAACAAGAUAAAACGGCUCUUUGGGACAAAAACUCACAUGAAGAGCAAACUAUCCCAAAGCUCAAUACAAGCUCUCGCCAAGAAGCUCGACAGUAUUUUAGCUCAGACAGCUACCGAGCCGCAGUAGUCUAAGCAUUUUUAUAUUAUUAUAUUGUAUCUUUAAUUAUAGACGAAGAUUUUUUUAUAUGAUGUACACGUCAUACUAAAUUUAAAGCCAGAGCAAUAAGUAACAUUAAAAGUUUUUACCAAU
Cotesia glomerata is the source of this 830-nucleotide messenger RNA. RefSeq lists its product as uncharacterized. The record is from RefSeq and is a predicted model, not a curated record. The transcript is spliced from 3 exons. Bases 198 to 707 code for a protein of 169 amino acids. NCBI's taxonomy places the organism in Eukaryota, Metazoa, Arthropoda, Insecta, Hymenoptera, Braconidae.